AUGGCAUUAUAUGAUCAAUUGCAGCCGGACGAGUAUGAAGCAUUGCGAUAUGCUUUCCGGGUUGACCUCACAAAAGACUUCAUUGGAAAGCCAGCGCUGUUGAAACAACUUGAACGAGGCGUAUCGAAACGAUUUGUUCAACUACUAGUAGAUAACCAUGAUAAGGAGUUGGAUCCAUGGCCUCAGGGAGGAGAAACCUUGUUCAGGUUAGCUUUUAUUCGUUUGCUUUAAUU
This is a messenger RNA of Strongylus vulgaris, 233 nucleotides long. Lineage: Eukaryota; Metazoa; Nematoda; Chromadorea; Rhabditida; Strongylidae. The record is from the annotation of a GenBank genome assembly.